UGAUAAUAAUGAUAAUAAUGAUAAUAAUAAUAAUCAUGAUAGUGUACACCUAACAUUUUUAUUUAGGGAUGGGGUAUUAAAAAGAGAAACUUUGGAGCCUAAUUAGUAGGCUGACGGAGUGGGCCGGUUAGCACAGCAUUAGUCCAUGAAAAGAGCCUCACUUUUCGACCGUAAUGGGAAAAAACAGAGCAUAAAAUGGCCAUAUUCAUGAGUUAGCCGUUAGCUUCCACCUCCCUAACAUGACCAAUCCGUCUCCUCCACUCUGUAAAACUGGUCAGAAGAGUGGGCGGUGAAGAACCUCCAAAUUCCACCUCCAUAGCCGAUUUUUCCUUCCUUUCAGACAGCGACGAUGACAGAGCAGCAGUCGAUGAGCUUCUAUCUCAGGCGAUGGAUCACUGUGUUCUCGAGCAGGUCGCUGCCAUAAACUGCUCCGGAUUCACCGACUCGCCCCUCCCAUCUCACCUUGAAUCUCGCUUCCGGAAGCUCAAAUCUCUCCCUUCCACAAACCCCAGACCCCCAAAUCCCACUCCAGAAAGCUUCGCUGCUUCUCAGCCGGCGGAUUAUCGGGAGAAGGAAGAGCCAACCGGGGAGACGAAGGGUCCAAAGGAGAAUCCGAGCCCAGAUUUACUUUCACCUACGCGGAUAUUGGAGGAACCGGGUGUUAAACUCGGGGCGGCUUCGUAUUUUGAGGAUCCGGAUGAUGUUUCGACGGAUUCCCCAUCGCCGCCCCCGAAACCUGGAUGCUUGUGGUGUUCCCCAAACAAAAUUAGGAAGAAGAAGAAGAAGAAGGUGGGGAAAGAAAACAGAGGUAUGCUGUCGGAUUUGAGCAGCUUCUCCCGGAAGAAACAUGAAGAAAUGCUGAAAAGGGCGUUGAGGGAAGAGGAGGAGAUUAGCAGGGAGGCGGAGAAGAUAGUGAAAUGGGCGUCUGCUAGAAUGGAGCUUUCUGGCCUUGAUGAUGAUGUUGGCGAACUCAAUGACAAAGAGGUGCUUCAUGGAAGAAGAAGAAGAUGAUUUGUUUCUUCCUUUAAUUUUCUUACCAUCGUCGAUCCCCUUCCAUAUGUAUGGAUAUAUAUAUAUUUAUAAUUGGCAAGAUUAUAUACAGAUAAGUUUUUUUUUUAUUAUUUCCUUGUCAAUCUUUAGUGCAAUUCCAAAAUUGAGCAAUGGACUAUGACUUGUAUAUAGUUUUAUGUACUUUUGAAGAGAGAUGAUCAAAUUUGUAUCCAAAUAUCAUCCAGACGGUAAUUAAGUAAAUUCAAGUAAACUUAACUGGACUCGAUCUACACCACCUUGAGUGUGCUUUGUCAUAAGACUAAUACGUAGAUCCGAGCACCAGAUCUACGGCCGCCAGGCCCAUCCCGCCGCCGCCACAUGCAUCAGCCGUCGCUGGCCUAUUGCCACGCACCAGUCGCUAACCCAUCGCGAAUCUCAUCCCUCUCAUCUUCU
This is a messenger RNA of Cuscuta europaea, 1443 nucleotides long. The record is from the annotation of a GenBank genome assembly. Lineage: Eukaryota; Viridiplantae; Streptophyta; Magnoliopsida; Solanales; Convolvulaceae.